Nilaparvata lugens (brown planthopper) is the source of this 1831-nucleotide messenger RNA. RefSeq names its product proline-rich protein HaeIII subfamily 1-like. Lineage: Eukaryota; Metazoa; Arthropoda; Insecta; Hemiptera; Delphacidae. The coding region runs from base 118 to 633 and encodes 171 amino acids. The transcript has 3 exons. The record is from RefSeq and is a predicted model, not a curated record.
UGGGAAGGGAAAAAUACAAAAUAGACUUCUCCUAGACUAGAGAAUCGACGAAGUAGUUACAAUAAUUUCAGUGUAUUCUGUUCCGAAAUUGCUGCCUGAAUCAGCGGGAGCUGCAGAAUGAAUAUCUUAUUGAAAAUUCUUAUCUACCUCAGCGUGGUUUUCAUUGUUAGUACUAGGGGCUACCCUGCUGCUCCUUCUCCUCCUUCUCCUCCUUCUUCUUCUUCUUCUUAUUCUCCUCCUCCUACCCCUCCUCCUCCCGCUCAACCCAGGCGUAAAACCCUGCUAGAUAAGGUUACUGAAGGAUAUCCUCCUCCCAGAGAUCCUGCACCCAUGUAUCUGGUGACCGGGGAAGGCCAGUAUGGACCAUCACCACGUCCAUAUAAAAAACCAAGAAGUACAAAUCCCAACGCAAUGAGACCUGCUGGUUGGUUGGGACGACCAUCAAACCCACAAUUGGGACAAUCAUCAAGAUCACAGAUGGGACAAUUGCCACCACAAUCGGGACAAUUGCCUCCAAUGCCACGCUCUCCAACAGAAUCACCAGACGCGACACGACAAAGACGAGGAACCGGGGGAACCGGUGUGACCGGGGGGACCGGAACCGCGACUGACCCCCAUGUUGUGGAUGAUUAGACUAGUCUAUUAUUAGUGUUUUGAUUAGAUUGAUUAGAUAGAUGUGUGAUAAUUAGAAUGAUUAGAGGUGAUAUAUGAUUAGACUACGAGCACAGAGUUGGAGAUGUUUUCAAUAAUUUUUGAAGCACAAGUGAAGGAGUUUUUUCUCAUUUAACUCGUCGAUAAAAUAGAUAGAAAUGAAAAUAGAAAUCUAAGUAUCCUUUUUAGAAUUAUUUGGUCACAGAUAAUUGCAUCAUAUAACCGAAACAUGCUGUGACUGAAUAUUUAUAACUUUUGUAUUAUAUACAAAUGAAAAAAAUAUUUUUUUAAAUACAUUGCUUUUUUGAAUAAAAAAUUAUACUUUUAGUUUAAACACAGUGUUACUUGUGAAUAUUUGAAAAAACACUUAGACUCAACUCACACUUACGCGACUCAGGUCGAGAAGAGACUCAACUCUAGUCGAGAACCUGUGUUUCGAAAUGGUGACACUCAUACCAGUCGACUCAAGUCUCCGCGACGUCACCAUUUGGAUACACAUGCUCUCGACUGAGUCGAGUCUCUUCUCGACCUGAGUCGCCUAGGUGUGAGUUGAGCCUUACUUUUCUUGGAGUAUCGAGAUAUGCAUUUCACUCUUGAGCCUCUGAGGCUGAUGAAGCUCCUCCUCAGGAGUGGAAUGCAUUCCUCAAUACUCCAAAAAUAGUGUUUUUUUCAAAUAUUUACAAGCAACAAAAUCUAUAAGUAUUAGUCUGAGUAUUAGUAUAAGUUGUAGUCUGAGCUACAACAAAGUUAUUAUUUAGAGUGUUUCAUCAUGGAAAGCAGCAUCAAUUUGAAUACUUAUAUUCAAAAGUAGCCCUUGAGAAAGAAGGACAAUAGAUAGAUAGAUACUUCUUUCUUCAUUUAUACUAGGCUUGUCGCCAAAGAGAUGAAUAAUAAUUAGGUAGGUCACAAUUUAACAUGUAAACAAACCAAUGUUAAUCAGGUGCUGAAUUCUAACAUGAAGCUCUGUUUCAAUGCAUCGACUUUUCAACAGAAAUAUAAUGAUUUCUAGACAAUUUUCAAUAUUGAAUUACGAAUAUCAUCAAAUUGUAUUGAUUGUUCAGUUAUUAUAAUUAUCUAUUGAAUAAAUAAAAGUUGUACUUAGAAACGAUCGUUUUUCUAUGCAUGAGUAAUAUUUUCAAUGAAAUUAAUAUUAGAAUGUUUUUCUGAAACUUUCUAGUUA